AGAAUGAGCAGCGCAGCGCCACGAUUCGGUCGCGGUAACCAUACUGUACUGUACGUCACGCAUGCGUCACCGCCAUCUAGCGGCAAGCUCUGUAAUCGUGUAUCACCUGCCUGCCUCUGUCUGACUCGCACGACAUUUCUCCGUCGCGCUCGCACCACUGGCACGUACAAUUAACCUCAAAGCGCUCUUUGCGUACACCAAAUCAUAAAAUACUGUCCUUCGAUGCAUUAAUAACAGUGACAUUGACUGUACAGACACAAAACUGAGUUGUGAACGUGACAUAACCUCGGUUCAAGCAAAAUUUUGCAGAACAGUGUCUAACAAAAGUGGUAUUGUUAAAAUCGAAAGUUUCCAGCGGACGAAUGUCCCUUUUCGUGGGCUGUCAACGGGCAGCCCAAAAUAUUUGUGGCAAAAUGUGGUGGUUUAUAUGUUUUUUAUGUGUUAUAAACGUUAAAACAUUUGGAGCUGCAGCGUCUAACAAUACCAACGUAGUAUCUGAAAAUGGCGCAUGUCCAAUGAAGCAAUUCCAGUGCGCGAACGGGAAAUGCAUACCGAUGACUUGGGUGUGCGAGGGAGACGACGACUGCGGCGAUAACUCUGAUGAAAGCAUAGAGGAAUGUAAAGAUGGCGCAUGUCCAAUGAAGCAAUUCCAGUGCGCGAACGGGAAAUGCAUACCGAUGACUUGGGUGUGCGAGGGAGACGACGACUGCGGCGAUAACUCUGAUGAAAGCAUAGAGGAAUGUAAAGAGAGCCGCACUUGCACGUCCUCCGAGUUCCGUUGCAAAACUGGAAGAUGCAUACCAUUAUCGUGGAAAUGUGACAACGAAAAAGAUUGUUCGGAUAGUUCUGACGAGGACCCUACCGUCUGCAAAGUGGAAGCUUGCGGCCCGGAGGAGUUCACGUGCAGGGGAAAGCCUGGUGAAUGUGUCCCACUCACUUGGAUGUGCGACGACAAUCCCGAUUGCUCCGAUGGAUCAGAUGAAAAAGCAUGCAACGAGACUUGUCGUUCCGAUGAGUUCACCUGUGGGAAUGGGAAGUGCAUUCAAAUGCGAUGGGUGUGCGAUGGUGACGACGAUUGCGGCGAUGACAGCGACGAAGUGAAAUGUCCAACCCCAACUUGCCAGCCGCAGUCGCACUUCUCAUGUACAGAUGGUCAGUGUAUAUCAGCGUGGUGGCACUGUGAUGGUGACGUCGACUGUGCCGAUGGAAGCGAUGAAGUGGGAUGCGUCUCCACACCUAAAGUCAGAUCUCCGUGUAUUUCUACCGAGUUCGAAUGCAACGAUCGCAUAACCUGUGUGCACCGGGCCUGGGUCUGUGACGGUGACCACGAUUGUCCCGAUGGUGGUGACGAAGCUCUUGAACUAUGUCGGGGCAAUGUCACUUGCAGACUAGAUCAAUUCCAAUGCAAGGACCAUAGCUGUAUUCCGGGAGCCCUCUAUUGUAACGGGGUUAAGGACUGCCCUGAUGGCAGCGAUGAGUACAACUGCACCCGACAAAAAACUAUUUGCGACAAAAGAACAGAAUUUGACUGCGGAGGCGGUAUGUGCAUCCCAUUGUCCAAAGUUUGUGAUAAACAUGUGGACUGCCCCAACUUUGAGGACGAGCCAAGAGACAGAUGCGGUGAGAACGAAUGUGAGAAGAACAACGGUGGAUGCUCUCAACGUUGUGUGGAUACACCAAUUGGAUACUAUUGUGAUUGUGAAAAGGGCUACAAGCUUAUCGACAACAGGACUUGUGAAGAUAUAGACGAAUGCGCGGACCCUGGAUCUUGCUCACAAAUAUGCAUUAACGAAAAAGGCACCUUCAAAUGCGAAUGUCAUACCGGCUACGCCAGAGACCCUCGUGACAGAACCAGGUGCAAAGCAACGGAGGGGCACCCAUCAUUACUGUUCGCAAGAAAACACGACAUUCGUAAGAUAAGCCUGGACCAUCAUGAAAUGGUGGCGAUUGUGAACGACACAAAAUCAGCAACGGCACUCGACUAUGUCUUCAGAACCGGAAUGAUCUUUUGGAGCGAUGUCAAUGACGAGAAGAUUUACAAAGCACCAAUUGAUGAAGGCACUCAACGUACAGUCGUCAUCGGUGAACAGCUGAUUACAUCCGACGGCCUCGCAGUCGACUGGGUCUAUAAUCAUCUGUAUUGGACCGACACCGGGCACAACCACAUCGAGCUCUCCGAUUUACAAGGGAACAUGAGAAAAAUACUGAUCAGAGAUCGCCUGGAAGAACCACGUGCAAUUGCACUGAAUCCUUUAGAAGGUUGGAUGUUCUGGACCGACUGGGGUCAAGUGCCGAAGAUCGAACGUGCUGGCAUGGACGGUUCACAUCGGAGCACCAUUGUGUCUUACGACGUAAAAUGGCCCAACGGUCUGACUCUGGACCUUGUACGCCAACGAGUUUACUGGGUGGAUGCGAAAAUGAAUACAAUCUCAUCGUGCAACUACGACGGGUCCGGGCGCCGGCUCAUUCUCCAUUCGACCGAAGUGUUGAGACACCCGUUCUCGAUAACCACAUUCGAAGACUGGGUCUACUGGACUGAUUGGGACAAGACAGCCGUGUACCGAGCGAAUAAAUUCAACGGUAAAGACGUGGAAGCAAUCACAUCUACACACACGCUCCAAAACCCGAUGGUGAUUCACGUGUAUCACCCGUACCGGCAACCCGAUGGUGUGAAUCACUGCGCUGCUGUCAACGGUCACUGCUCUCACCUGUGCCUGCCCGCCCCGAGGUUCGGUCCCAACUCGCCUCGCGUGUCCUGCGCCUGUCCCAAUGGGUUAAAGCUCCUGCCUGAUGACCAGAUGUGCGUCGAAGACAGUGUACCAGAAACACCAAAAGUCGGAACAGAAAUCUCAAACAGCGGUCGCGAUGCCGGAGUGGUCGCCGGUAUCGUGGUAGCAGUGAUAUCUGGAGUUUUAUUAUUGGCUGCAGUGAUCGCAGGUGUUAUGUACAGACACUACGUACAUCAUAACGUUACAUCGAUGAACUUCGACAACCCGGUCUACCGUAAGACAACAGAAGACCAAUUCGCUUUGGAGAAAAAUGGCUACGCACCGGGAAGCAAGCUGUACCCGAGCACCGUGGGGGAAGAGGUGAGGGCUCUUACCGCUAUGGAGUGCACGUUAAACAUACAAAACAGUCUUAGAUAAGUCGCGCGAACAUCUCAGCGAUCCAAAAAUAAGCCAAUUAAAAUGUGUUACGGGUUUAUCGAUAAAUUAAACCAUUAAAAAAAUAUAAUAACCACUCUUUUAGUUUAGCAAAAUAAUUCUUUUGACAUUAGAGACCCCCGUACGCGGCCAAUGUAAAUAUCAGAUUUAGGUCUAUUCUGUUUAAGUAUAAACUAAGGUCUGCCUAAGACGUUUUUAAAAACUUGAUGUAUUUAUUAUGUAUUUAGAAUUGUAUUAACUAAAAUUUAUUUAAGAUAGAAGAUAUUUUCGUUUAGAUUAAUCGUGGCGAAAUUUAUAAAUGUGCCAACAUUUUUACCGCAUCAGUAUUAAUAUGUAGUUGCCAAAUUAUUAAUUCUAAAUGGUAGUUGAUACGCUGUAAAUAGUCCCUUUUGAGAGCUAUUUUGUUAUUGUUUGACUAAGUUAAUUACUUACAUAUAAAAUGUUUUCAUGUUGACACACUUUUAUUCGCAAAAACAAAUUGUUUUUCAUGCAUUAUCGUACGAGGGCUUUUUACGGUGAGUUCUUUGUAACUAUUGAAACCAAAAAUACUUCAUAAAGUAUUGUGAACUACCUAUAUAUAUAUAUAUAUAUUCUUUGGUCUAAUGAUUCAACAUAUUAUUAAUUCUAGUUCAGUAUCUUUGUGAAUAUUUACACGUUAAUGACAUUUGUAGAAUUAUCGAAAUUUGAGUUUAAAGAAGACUUACUAGUUACUUUUACUGGUGGUAGGACGUCUUAUGAGUCCGCACGGGUAGGAACCGCCACCCCGCCUAUUUCUGCCGUGAAGCGGUAAUGCGUUUCGUUUUGAAACGUGGGGCAGCCGUUUUACUGUUAAAACUGAAAUCUUACAACUCUUGCCAUAAGAUGGGUGGCGGCAUUUAGGUUGUAGAUGUCUUUAGGGUCCGGUAACCAUUUCACCUUAGGUGGGCUAUGCGCUCGUCCACCCAUCUAAGCAAUAAAUAAAAAUAGAAGACAAGAAAUUGCCUCCGAAUUGGUUACCGUCUCUGAUGGGUAUGUACGCGAUAUUAGAUUUAUAGAUAAGUUAACAAACCCUGGAAACCUCAUAUAAUAUCUAAAGAAACUGUGUAUAAUAGUUCAUAAAUAUAAUUCAUUUAUUUUUUCUUCAACAGGCCCAAGAACCACUCAAUAAGCCGAAUACAGAAUUCGUAUAGUGUCCGUGUCGGCAGUAAAUACGUUUCAAUAUCAUUGAAUGUGAAAAGAAAAAGAAGGAGAUGUGAUACAUGACGUGAAUAGUUCUAACCAGUGAACGGGACUAAGCUACUGUAGUGUACUCUAGAUGGCGUUAGUGCAGUGUUAAGUGUAACGCUUCGGAACAAAGUUCUUUUCGCGCUCUUUCAUACGUCAAGCCGAGGAGGGAUCUCAUUUAAGGUUAUAUUUGGUUUGCUAUCAUGUCUUGUAAUGAAUAUAAAUCACGGGGAGGCUAUUGUAUCACACGUUCGCUUAGAGAAGAUCGGUUUUUCCUAUAAGUAAAAUUUCUCAUUAGACUGAAUAGUAUAGAGAUUUUUUAAAAUAUUUAAUUAUUUAACGAAAUUACGCUUUAAUGGCGAACUGUUCCAUCACUUUUCAGCUUUGUUGUUAAUUUACUAUACAUAUUUUAUUUUAGUUAGAUAUUAUGAUCACGUAGUAAUGUCGUGCUUCGAACAAAUAAAAUGUUUUUGUAUUAGAAAAUAGAAAAAUAUAUUAAUUUAAAAUCCUUUUUGUUUUGUAAAAGAUACAAAUGUACUGAUUAUACAACUUUCAAAGUAUAACAUUAGGAAAAAUAUUAAGUCUCUCCUGUAGAUUUUUUAACAUAAAUUGUAAUUAUUUAUUGGAAUUAAUAUGAAAUAUAGACUAAUGAUUACGGUAGUCUACAAUUUUUGUGCCAAUCCCUGAUACACACUGUGUAAUUAAAUUAAUUUCAUUAGAUAAAUUUUAUUAUCAAUUUAAAUGUUUGUUAUCUAAUAUUUAUUUGUAAAACAAUUGUUAUUUAUUACAGUUUAACGUAAUAUAUAAAAUAUUUUAUGUAAAAGUUGUUUUUGAAUCACACGUUCGUGCUAUGUGAUUUGAAAAUAGGAAGGAAAUUUGGAAUUUGUAUUUGUCAAGCGAAAUCCUGCCAAAUGCCGUAAAUAAGUUUAUAAAAACAUAAUUACUCUUUACAUAAUUAAUGUAAUUCAAUUACAUUGUAAUAACUUGUUGCACGAUUCAUACAAUAUCUACGCCUAGCUGAAUAAGUGUGGUCACCUAAACAUUUGUAAAUAUUAUCAGUAAAAUAUAUGUAAAAGGUGUUUAAAA
Molecule: messenger RNA, 5453 nt
Organism: Bombyx mori (domestic silkworm)
Lineage: Eukaryota; Metazoa; Arthropoda; Insecta; Lepidoptera; Bombycidae
Gene: LpR1
Product: lipophorin receptor
Exons: 15
Coding region: 363-3146 (927 amino acids)
Biological process (GO): receptor-mediated endocytosis
Cellular component (GO): signaling receptor complex; plasma membrane; apical plasma membrane
Molecular function (GO): calcium ion binding; hormone binding; protein binding
Source: RefSeq, a predicted model, not a curated record